GCAGCAACAGAAGCAACAGCAGAAGGCCCCGGAGGUUGGCCAUAAUUUCUGCCAUCGCCAGUCAUUCAUUCGCUCGUCAGCAACAGUGCGAAACGGUUUGGUGUCCAAGCGCGCGCGGUUUUCUGGAGACUUUGGAGUUUUUUUUUGUGUUGGGGGCUAGAAGUUAAUUGGUUGCCGAAAUUUCGCCUGUGAAAAGUGCAAAUUAGUGCGUGUCACGACGAGUGAUUAAUGAGUUUUUUUUGUGAAAGGAAAAUAAAAGGAAAAUUAACACAGGAAGACAUUAAGUGAAUGUGGAUGAAAGGAAGCAUGAAGAAUUUCGUUGGUCGUACCGGAUUGUGAAGCACUUCAAAUGAGUGCAGUCGGUCCAGUUCCGGUGCAUGGAUACAACGAACAAACAUCAUCAAUCAUCUCAGCAACAGUCUCAUCCGGAACAACCGCAACAGCAGCAACAACAGCCAUCGGUUCCACGGCCAAAGCAACCCCGGCUUGAGCCACCUUCACCAGCCGCUGCAGCACCUACUGCGGGCAGUGCUCCAGUUCCUGCGACACCCACAUCAGCUGUUGAGCGCCGACCUGCGCUUGGGGUCAUCCCCGAACUACCACCUCCGUGUUCCAACGGAUUCCACCGCCACCACCAACUCCAUCAAUACCACCACCAGGCAUUUGUGGCCCUUCCUCCGCUUCUUGCCGCCGGAAAACCACCCCCACCGACGACACUCCAAAAUCCCCGCGGAAUCGUCGUUGAACCUCCUCCUCCUCCUCCUCCGGUCACUGGUGGCCACCAUCAGCAUCCCCCGCAGCAGUCCUUCUCCCUGUACAAGACAAUCAACACGGUCAUCAAGAGUGGCCGCAAGAUCAUCGUCCGCGUGUGCGAAGUGACCAAUGUGAAAACCAAACUCAAAAUGUUCAACCUCUACUCGACGAUGAACAAGCGCAACGGCGCCGAGGAGAAGGAAGCCCGCGUCAUGGAGACGACCGGCCACGACCGGUUCUGCCAGGAGCGGCCCUCGAGGGAAUGCAGUUGCAUGGAACUGGCCGAUUUCCACCCGAUCCAUUGCAUGCGUGGUCGGUCCAGCUACCGGCGCAAAAAGAGGAAAAUGAGACGCGCUCAAUCCGCGGCGGAGUUCAACGAUGCUCGCACCGAGCUGCCGGCCCCCUCAGCAGCCAGCAAGAGGAUGUUGUUCAGGGGCCGCUCGGUCAGCUCGGACCACGACCAAAACUCGGAAUCGGAACAUACGGAGCGGUCGCCGCUGGUCAGCGCCAAGCUGGACUCGCUGGCCAAGCUGCUGUUCAGCCGAAGUCUGAUGGCGGAAGGAUCCGGUGGCUUGAUCGGCGGUGGCGGCGGCAGCGGAAGUGGCGGAACCUCCACCAAAGACAAUGACUCGCCGACAAGGCACAACGUUCGCUAUCAGUACACCGCCCUGGACAGUGGCAUCGGCGCCCCAGAUCGGAGCCCGCGGGAGCGAGCGGCACGGGACCGGGCCUUCACGGCCUGCCAGGAUUGGCUGCAGCACACGGGCGGCCGGUACGAGUCGAUAGCGCACCUAGAUGACAUCGGGUCCCGGCCGAGCAAGCACUGGUUUCUGCUGAAUGAUUGCACGAUACGCACGGACCGGCUGAUGACGCUGCUACCCCUACCCGCCGACUGCAUUGCCUUCGAAGAGUUCCAGGGUGGCGGAGGCCAGUCCGAGUGUCCCCAAGGAAUCCUGAUGGAACUGCUCGGAUCGCUGCAGCAUCCUUACAUCUACCCGGUGCUCGAUCUGGGCUUCUUCCCGACCGACGCCCAUCACUACGCGUGUCUCGUGAUGCCCUUCAACCCCCGUGGCAGUCUGAAGGAUCUCAUUUAUAAGUCCCAGUGGAACGAACCAUGGAGUCGUAAAUAUACGCGGAAAUCCACCUGCCUGCCCCUGUCCCAGGUACAACGAUUAGGACGUCAAAUUUUAGAGGCUUUGUUAUUUUUAAGGGAACGCGGAAUACCGUCGCACGGCCACCUGCACAGCGGCAACGUGAUCCUGCAGAACGGCGUGGCCAGAUUAUCCGGCCUGGAGAACGGACUGCUCGGGCUCAACUCGCGCGUCAACGCCAUCGUGUGGUCCCGCUCGGCCCCGGACAUUGACAACAUCGACGUCGUCUGCUUCGGCCACUUGCUGUUCGAGAUGUGCGCCGGGUACGAGCUCACGUCGCCCCAGCCGACCCCGGGCCACUAUCAGCUCGAUCUCGAGCGCUACCCACAGGUCGUCGACGUGCUGCAGAUGAUAUUCGAGUCACCAGAUGGGCGCUAUCCAACCGUCGAAGAACUGGUCCUUUGUGAUAUAUUCCGCAAUAUCGAUUUAAGAGAACUGCGAGGAACAUGUGUGCCUUCCUUUAAACAUGGUUUGAGUAGCUCGACGCUGAGCCUGCUGAACGCCGUACGGAGACGACAAGGUGCGAUACUAAGUGGAUCAUACAGCGAGGGCAGCUCGCCGUGCACGCCACCGUCGACGCCACGUGAGCGGAAAACCGGUGACGUAGAAUCCUCCGAUCUGUCUAGUAGUGAUUCCGAAGAUCUGUUAGAUGAAAUAGUUAUAGCAUCAGCCCGCAUCGACGAUCCCGCCCAUUACGACCCGUUGGCCUCGCCGAUACAUUACUGUGACAAUAACGUUGUACAGUCGUCGGACGAUAACAGCAAUAGUAACAACAACACAAUCAUUCGUAUAGAUUCGAUCGAGUCGCAGGGCUCGACGUCGUCGUCCACUGGGUCGAUACAGCUGCAGCAGCUGAAUCCGUCGUCCGCGUUCACAAAUCUCAAAUCGCGCCGCAUGGAGUACAGCCGGCGUGGGAUGAUCCUCGGGCUGAGCAACCCGUCGCAGGACUCCGCCUUUGGUUCGAUGACCGACGGCGAGUCGUCCCGUGCGUCCAGCUUUAAGCUGAGCAGCUUCGCCUCGAUGAACUCGCCGAUCGACGAGGGCGUCGAGGAUCUGCUGGUGGAGGGGGCUGCUUCAACUUCUGCUGCGCCACAAGUUCCGGAAUCGAUCGCCACCACGAUGGCGGGGCUGAAGUACAUCGAUUCGGCGGGAUCGUCACCGUGUCACGAUCACCACGCUCACGCCUCGUCAUCGCGAGACAUUUCGCCGAAUCACUCCGCGUCGUCACGGUACCUGGAACCGCCGAAGCUGAUCAUCAACAAUCACUCCUCGUCGACGACCAACACGUCGCUGUGCUACACCUCGUCACCGCUGCGGAAAUGUGCCACGACGGAGGUCUUUUCGCAAAAGUAUCGCGUGUCGUCGUUCGAGGACAUGUCCUACUCGUCCCGGGUGGCGCAAAAGUCCAUCAAGAACAGCAGCCGCAAGAUAUUCCGGUCGUUCGAGGAGGAACGCCGCAUCGACUCCGCCUUCAUGCCCAUCGACACGACCCGCUCGACCAGCGUCAGCAGCCGACUCAGCCAACAACUCAAGCAGCAACGUCAAGCGUCCCCAUCGUCGCCGUCGUUGCAGCAUCAACUCUCGUUACCACCGCUGUUGACACCGACGUCCCCCAAGCAGCUAAUGCCACCCGCUCAAUACAAUCAACUCACGAAGAAGAAGAAGAACGCCUCGUUCCAGAACCUCCAAAGCAUUGCCGGAUCGUCGCGGGACCGAGUCUGCCAGUGGCGGAACAAACUGAUCAAAUCGAACGAAUGUCUGUUUGAAACUUCCUUCAACAUGUCUCCAUCGUCGACGACCCAGAGCGAGAUCGACCGACUCCUCAGCCACGGCAGCUCAACCCACGAACUGCCCACGAGCACCGGAAGCGCCGUCGAAGUCGAACGGUUCAUCCUGACGCCGGAACCGGUCGUCGUCGCCAGCAAUCCCACGCCCCCCUCAUCCCGAGGAACUCGCGCCGACCGCCAGCAGCAGUUCAGCCUGGCCAAGUUCAAGCACAGCACCAUCCUGGACAGCAUCUCGCUGGAGGACUUUUCCGAGCCAACGACGACCAGCUGCUCGAACUCGACCGAAAUCGAAGCCCGCAAGCUGGAGAGCUCCUCGACGGACGACACUAGCGAUCAGGACAGCAGCAGCGUUACGGACUCGCUGCUCAAGUCACCCCUGCUCGGCGGCCGGCGGAGCGCCUCGGACGUGCGCAAGUAUCUGGACGAGGGCGGUGCCGGCACCGGAAGUGAAGCGGGUAGUGGCUUCGGCAGCGGCAACGAGGAGAAGACGCCCCUGCUCGAGGGCAUGGAGCUUUCGCCCAUCUCACCAACUGAGUCGGAACAAAUGUUGUGAUAAUAUAGUAACUCUGUAAACUAUUUUUCUACCGAUUUUAAUUCUGUUCAAUAUGAGGUACUAGUCUAGGGAAAUGAAGAAAAUAGAGAAUCAAAUCUAAUUUUAGCAAAUAUUAACAAUUUAAACAAGAAAAAAAGAUCCAAAAAACAGAAUGAAAAAAAGUGUUCCGCUCUACAGAAGAAAAAAAAAGAGGAAACGAAAAAAAAUCACCCACACUCACACAGUCACACGAGAAACAUACAGGUCUUUUAGGGAAUUUUUAGUCAAAUAUUCUCUAUAAAUUACAAGCUAGCAACCAACAAAAAAAAACAAGCGAAAUUCCAGUAACCAGCGCGUCGUGACGCGUCGUCGUCGUUGAUGUUCACUAAAAAGGGGCGUAAUAAUGAAAACUUAAAAGGUAGCUCAAUUUUACCACGAAACACUGCAAUAACUAACUACCGGAACUAGGACUUUAACGAUUGGUUCGCACUCUCGAUUAGGUUGGAUCAGCGGAGGUCGCUUCGAAAAAUGUUUUUUUUUUUUGUAGUCAGAUCACAUAUUGAAGAACUGGCAACUCUGUCUUGAGUUAUGAGCACAUACCUGAAUAAUCUUUAAGUAAGAUUUCAAGACCAAAUGUCAUAAAUUUGCUUGAAAGCGAUUUUUGGAAUUAUCUUAAUAUCAACCUGCAGAUAAAUAUCUUGAAGACUUUUUUAAUUAAUCAGAAAUGACGAAGAUCUGGCAACCCUGUUGCUAGAUAUAAGUACUGAAAACUCGUGCAGCUUAUCUAGUUUGUAUUUUGUAGUACUGUUGUUCUUCGUAAUUUUAUCAUUUUAUUGGUCUAAUCGUAAUUUUAUCAUGUUAUUAAUAAGGCCCUUUUUUGGUUAUUCCUGGCCAAUAUUUGGAAAUUUUCACAAAAACUUAAGAGCGAGUUUUUCACCGAUGUGAAACAGGUCGUAUCGAGGUGCUCCGAUUUGGAUGAAACUUUCAGCGUUUGUUUGUCUAUACAUGAGAUGAACUCAUGCCAAAUAUGAGCCCUCUACGACAAAGGGAAGUGGGGUAAAACGGGCAUUGAAGUUUGAGGUCCAAAACACAUGAAAAAUCUUAAAAUUGCUCGCAUUUCCGUAAAACUUCAUCAAUUCCAACUCUCUACGAUGCAUUCAAAUGGUCUUUCGAAGCCCUUCAAAAUGUGCUAUAGACAUCCAGGAUUGGUUUGACUUUUUCUCAUAGCUUUUGCAAAUUACUGUUAAAAAUGGAUUUUUUUAAAACCUUAAUAACUUUUGGCAACAGCCUCCAACACCCAUACUCCCAUAGGUCAAAAGUUAUGGAAUUUCAUGGUCUAUAAGCCUACGGUAUUAACUUUUUGGCCAAUCGCAGUUUUUCUCAUAGUUUUACGAUUUUUGUAGAACAAACAUUUUACAACGUUAGUUUUUGCUCUGUAGGCCUCCAUAGCGGCACUUUUUGGUCUCAAUUUUGACAUAUUCGGAAUCCUCAAAAAAAUUUACAUAAGAUUGAGGUGUUGGAAUUUUGAAUUUGAUUGGAAAAAAUGGCAUUUAGAAUUAAUUAAAAUAUUAUUUAGAAUUUUGUCGGAUUAGGGGUAAACAAGUUUUCGCCUACUUGAUACAGCAUUUGACGUAUUGAUCAUAGGGUAAAUAAGAUCUAUUUCUUUUUUCAAAAAUGUUUUAUUUAAUUAUUUUUUAAAUCAAAACUACAACUCCAAUACUUCUAACUUACGUGAAAUUGACCGAGGAUUUCGAAUAUGACAAAAUUGAGACCAAAAAGUGCCGUCUUCUUGGCCUACAGGGCAAAAACUAACGUUGUAAAAUGUUUGUUCUACAAAAAUCGUAAAACUAUGAGAAAAACUGCGAUUGGCCAAAAAGUUAAUACCGUAAGCUUAUAGUCCAUGAAAUUACCUAUCUUUUGACCUAUGGGAGUAUGGGUGUUGGAGGCUGUUGCAAAAAGAUAUUAAGGUUUUAAAAAAAUCAAUUUUUAACAGUAAUUUGCAAAAGCUAUGAGAAAAAGUUAAACCAAUCCUGGAUGUCUAUAGCACAUUUUGAAGGGCUUCGAAAGACCAUUUGAAUGCAUCUUAGAGAUUUGGAAUUGAUGAAGUUUUACGGAAAUGCGAGCAAUUUUAAGAUUUUUCAUGUGAUUUGGACCUCAAACUUCAAUUCCCGUUUUAGCCCACUUCCCUUUGUCGUAGAGGGCUCAUAUUUGGCAUGAGUUCAUCUCAUGCAUAGACAAACAAACGCUGAAAGUUUCAUCCAAAUCGGAGCACCUCGAUACGACCUCUAGAACAAACCGAGCAGAAUCUACAAAUACUGCCUCUUAAAUCUAAUUACUUAUAAAUUAAAUAAAUUGACUACGCCUUCCUACAAAACAGAAAAUAAACAAAAUUGGCGCAUUAAAGUUAUAAUUUACAUUUGUGAGCCGUCAAGAUCUAAUUUUUCUUAGAUUCUAAUCUAAUUCUAAUCUAAUAAAUACUUAACAUAAAAAGCGAAUUAUCCAGUUUUAAGAUUAUACCUUUGAUUAACUAGUCCAAGUAGUCAUAUCUCCGGAUCGGCUGAACCAAUUUCAGAUCCAAAAUAGUGAAAAUCCAUAAACAGGAAUCUGAAAUAGAGGUAGGCAAAACCGCUCUUUUUUAGGAGCCGCUCAUUUUCGUUCGCUCUUUUGAAUGGUUCUUUCGCUCUUUUUCAAAAUUUGGAUGAAAGGGGUUUUUUCAAGAAUCGUGUGAUUUUAUAAGUUAUUUCACAUUGGACUUUUAUAAAUUGGGCUGUAACAAACAUUUUUUGAAGUUUAUUAUGUCCCUCAACUCUGGCCAAAGCAGCAAAAAAAAUUUCAAGCCAUGGUAUAAACAUUUUAAUGAAAAAAGAGUUUUAAAAUGCAUUUUACACAUCCCCAAUUGCAUUGCAAUCAUUAGAUUUCAAAAUAUCGAAGUAUUGAUGAACUUAUUUUUUAAGCCAAAAUAAAACUUUUUGCAUUACUGUGCAAACGGAAUUUCACAAAAAUUCAAAAUAUUUUUGAUCGAUCCCAAAAUGCUUUUUAUUUUGUUUUCUGUUGAUAAGACUUCUGUUUCCAUUAAAAUUUGUAAGUUUUUUGAAAAAAAUAUUGUAUUGCCGCCUGAUUUUUUGGACCGCUUUUGAAGGGGAGGGGUGACAUAAACUUUGAAAAAUGUUUGUAACGGCCGAGGGGCGGGACAAUAGUAAAAAAUUAAAUAAUUUAAUUAAUUAACUGGCGAAAUUAAUUAAUUAACGAUUGUUUUCGAUCAAAACAUCGCCACCUCUUUUUGCACCACAUUGAUUUGACAGUUUGACGGUUUGACAUUGCGCACGAUUGUUGUUGUGUUUGGUGCAAUUUGUUUGUCGCCGAAAAGUCGGUCUAAUGGGAGAAUGCAUUCUCCCGGUGGUGGCGGUUCAUGGUAAGAUCACUACGGUGGACAUUACGGCGGCGGAGAAGGCUGGUUCUACAACCACAACCAAGGUGGUUGCCACAAAAAUCGCAACGGAGUUGGCGGUGGUGGACACCCGGAUCAGCAGCAGGAUAUGUUUCUCCAGAUAAGCGUUUGAUUGCGGCGGGAGAUUGUGACUUCGGUGAAUCGUGGCACAAUCCGGCAGGUUUUCCUCCAUUUUUGUGUGUAUAUAAAUUAUACUUACUCGUUUCAGAAUCAAUUGCCACCCAAAGAGUUUCCGAGAAGGAGGGCAGCCAUCCUGUCGGCAAACCUGGUUCGAUGAUCACUUCAACGAUGAUGUUUCGCAGCAGCAGCACCACCACCACUACCAGUAAAGGAGGGGUAACUGGAACAAUGGUCCUCGGGUGGUCCUAGAAUUUUCGUGAUAACCGUCAGCCGAAGAACGACCCUGACGGUCAACGGGGUCGGAUGUGGAAGAGGACAGUCUGCUCCGAAAACGCGCCAACAAGCCGAACGACCUUCUGCUGGACGAGUGCUGCAUCCUCCCGAACCGGGUGCGCAUCGCCCAGUUGCAGUCAGGCAUCAGUCGGUAGUUAAAGGUACUUAACGACCGCUCGAAUAUCGCAUCACGGUGGCCAGAAUAUGGUGAAUGAAAUUGCUUUGAAAUAUAAACUAGGGUUUAAAACAACUUGUAUUUAUUUAUAACAAUGGGACAAUCGCGUACGCUUCGUACUCCCCCGAUCGGUUCAGCCUGCCACGAUGGUGUUGCAUCUUUUUCUGGUUCUGCUGGUAAUUUUGCAGUUUUUGGGCUGCUGCUGACAGGGAUUCUGACCCUGCUGCUGCUGUUGAUGAUAACGGUGCUGAUUCAACACCGGAUGAUUUUGCUGAACCUCCUGAACCAGCCGCUGGUUGAAGUUCAACGGCGGCAACCAUGUUAAACGCCGGAGGAAAGUUUACUGGAAUCGUAAACGUCGGCUGGUUCGUUAUGCCGGUAAUUCGUCCGCCAAAAAGAUACGCAUCUAAGCGGGUUUCGACAACGGAAAGUUUGGCUGAAGACCGAUGAAGAAACCACCUACAAUAAACAUAAAAUUAAUCAACAAUCUCCCAUCAUUCAAAAUCCCCUCCUUACUUUUCUCCCCGCUGCUGCAAUUUCUCCAAAUGAUGCUGCUGCAUUGCCGGAUGUGACGUCGGAUGCUGCGUUUCUAGCAUGUUCGGCAUCAUCAACACGUUCAGAUCCAGCUGCAACCUCGCUUCCCUCUGUUUCAACCGGACUAAAUCUUCGUGCACUCUUCCCGGUCGUUCAGUUCGUCGAACUCCAAAUCGUCCGGCAUACUGCCGAUGCCUUCGCCUCCGCAAUCCUCCACUAGAUGCGUGUCGAAGCAAAAGAAUGGUGGCACCUCGAAUCGCAAGUUUUCAUAAAAAAUCCUAAUUAAACUCGCGGCAUAUUUUCUUUCUAAAACUAAAUCAAAACAAACUUGACAGUUCUGCCAGCGAAAGUGACACGAGGCAAAUCAAUGUUUUCAAAGCAGGUGUGGUGCUGUCAAAUAUUAAAUGACGCGAGAAAUUUAAUUCCUUAAUUAAUUAAACGCGAAAAUUAAUACAUUAAGGCCAAUGUCACGCCCCUCGGUAACGGCCAUAUUUGAUGAAUAAAAUAAAUAAAUCUGAAAACGAGAAGAUGACCUUGAAAACCAUUUUGGUGGUCUCUAUGUUAAGAUUUCUACUCAAAACUAAAAAUUCGAGUAAUUGAAUGGCAUCCAAACUGAAAUCUAAGAUGCUGGAAAAAAUGCUAUUGAUUUUAAAAUUGCGUUUAUUUCUGAAAGACUAAUGCUGAUAUUUUAUUUGGAGAAAAUAUUAUGAGAACUCGUCUCUACAUUAGCGUGGCUCACGGAUAUAUGAAAAAGACAAAAGUGUUCAAUUUUGAACGCCUCGGCCGGUAUUUUGUAGCAUUAUAGUCCCAGAAGCUAGCCUGAAAUUUUGAGCGCAUUUGGUUAAUGUUUAGUUGUUCCACUCUUGACUUGAAGUUAUAAAGAAAUUUUAAUAAAUUUAAUUUAUUUAUUUUCAACUGUUUAACACUUCAUCGCAAUCUUCCUAUGCCUUAUGAAUUUUUCUCAAAAUAGAGGUUUCUCAUAGGUUUUAAUCCGGGGAACAUCCUUGUAGAACAUCACAUAGCGCUAAGAAUUAAUCCCGGAAAUAUACAGACAAAUUUUUAAAGCACGUUAUAUUUUUUUCCAUACUCCAAAAAAUAUCCUGUACCUUUUCGGGAUGAAUUCCUAGCGCUUUGCGAUGUUUUACAAAAUUGAUCCCCAGAUCAAAACCUAUAAGAAUCCUGAGAAUAGAAAAAUUUGAUUGGAUUUUGGGGAACUUUCUCUAAGAAGAGGUUAAAAGCGAAAAUUUCCCAUAGGUAAUUUUGAGAUGUUCCAUAUAAACUUCAGGUCAAUGAUGGAAGUACUAAACCUUAACCAAAUGCGCUCAAAAUUUCAGGCUAUGUUCUGGGGCCAUAUUGCUACAAAAUUCCGGUCGAGGCGUUCGAAAUUGAACACUUUUGUCUUUUUCAUAUAUCCUUGAGCCACGCUACUCUACAUUCGGAUUUAAUAAAUAAGGUCUAUAAACACUAACGUUUAAUCGGACAAAAUGAUUAUUUUGACAAAUUAUGCUUUUUUUUACUUCAUUUUGUUUAGAAAAUCAUUUACUUUUGGGAUUAAAUUUUAUAAACAUUGAAAUUUUUGAACUUGAAUUUUCAAUUCUCAAAAACAAAUUUAAUACCACAUUUUUUGGAAAUUCAAUAACUUAUAUUUGUAACAAAAAUCAUUCCAUCUUGAGCCGGUUCUUUCAAAAGACCGGAGUUUGAAAAAGGACCGCGGUUCUUUUUUAUGUGAGCCAUGGUUCAUUCGCUCUUUUCAGUGAACCGGCUCUUUGAGCGGUUCGCUCUUUUUUUGCACACCUCUAGUCUGAAAAUAUAUUAAAUAUCAGAUUUUUUGAAAAAAUAUGCAAACAAUUGAAAAAGUGACUGUAAAAACAUGAACAUGAAUGACCAUGAACUUCAAAGGAUAGGAGAUGGUAGAAUAAGCCAAAAACUAUCAAAAACAAACAUAAACUUAGCAAGAUAAAUUCAAAACUCCAAAAAUGGAACAAGAAAUACAUCAAACAGGAAAAUAUUUUUAUUAAUACAGCAAAAGCUGCUCAACCUACCUCCUGAGUACGGAAAAAAAUAAAAAAUCGGAAAAAUAAUUUGGGCAUUGAAGGGUUAAUGCAACAAAUUCCGAAAUAUUUUUUUUAAUCAUUUCUCAGAAUUCACUUAAAGUUUCAGGAGAACUUUCUCAGUGACCAAAAUGACCAUCAUUGAGCCGUAAAAAAACUACAUGCAAUUUCAGCAGUUGAUUUGGAUUGUAUGGAAAUGUUUUAAACAAUUUUCACACUUCGUGAAAAAAAAAAAUUGUUGAGAUUAUCAAGAUUGUUUGAUACUUCAUGGACCUGACUGUUUUCAAAGGUGUAUAAAUUUUAAUUUAAAAUAUCACUUCUAACAGAAAAUUAAAUCGUUGUUCGAAGUCUCAGAGAAUUCCCAAAUCCAAAAAAAACAGUAGACUGAAAAAAAGAAGCAAAAGUUUGUCAAAUUUAAUAUUUCUAGAACAAGCUCAUUUCAAAAUGACUAUCGGAAGAUCCAAUCUAAUCUGGAUGGCUACGAACCAAUCUCCCAUUAAUCUCUCAUGUACAAUUCACUCUAGCGGAAAUCUUAGACUCAGAAUCAAUUUAACGAACGAAAUCGACAAACUCACACAUUCUUUACUUUCUUAGACAUCUUUCUCAAAAGCAAGACAUUAAAAAAUUCAAACCAGAGCAAGCUUAAAAUAAGUAACGAUUUCCAAAACGAAAAACAAAUAAAGAAGAAAAGUCAAUCAAUUACAGUAAAAAAACACAGUUUUCAAACAAUAAAAUAAAUGAUAAAUGGAGAAAUCGAGCGAUCUUUAAUCGGAUAAGCCUGAAAUAGCUGUAAAUCUAGUCCUUAAUAGAGUCGUUUUUUGAAAGUCAAGUCCACCCAAAAAUACAAAAUCAAACACAGACACACACCCAUACUCCGACGUACGUACGCAUAAGUUUUCGUGAUCGAGUUUCGAGAUGAACACAAAACGGGAUAAUAAGUAAAAAAAACGUACAUAUUAGACAGAGAGGAUGAAUACUACUCGCGCGGUAUCAUGAUUGUUAUGAUUUUGAUGAGUCUAUUCAAUAAAAAAUGAGGAAAAUAAGUUAGACAUCCAGCAAAAACAGAAACUUGAACAAAGUCAAAUGUUAUGUAUAGUGUGGAUCGGGAGCAAAUCUCGCCGAUAUAAUAUGCCAAAAUGAAACCACUUCAUCAAACAAUGAUACAACAAAUCUCACAUUUUUCAAACAAAAACAACAACAAAACGAAAAAAACAAGCCAUCCUCAAUUCAACAAUCAUUCCCAGCAUCGCAGAGCAUUAAUGGAGUUGCCUCGAAGCUUUUUCCCCCUUUUCCCCAACGCAGUUUAUGCUGGCCUCUUUAAGCAGUAAGCAAACAUAACUUCCUGAUAACACUUUUAAAAAAUUAGGGAGGAAUUAUUCCAUGAUAAAUAAACAUACACACACAACCUUAAGCCGUCCCAAAAUGAGAUCAAUUACUUUAUCGCUCCAUCGUUUGCGUCUCUCUAAAUCUUGACGAACAACAAAAAAAAAAGAAAAAAUCUUCAUUUCUUGCAUUUGUAUCUUGCGUGGUUAAUGAAGCUAAAGAGCGAGCGAUAUAUUAUAUGAAAUAUAUAGAACUGAUGUGCACAUAAGUUGGUUAAGAAUUGUUUGCAAGACAGCUUUUUCUAAUAACUUAAGACACUUUUUAUGUCAACGCUAGGUGAGAAAUGGUACAAUUGUGAGUAUUCCCAUACUCUCACAAACAAUUAAUGAUAAAGCAAACAAAAAAUUGAAGCUGGAUAUUCAAAAUCAACUAAGAGAUAAACAAACAAAUGUUACCACGAAAUGUUUUAAAGAUUUUAACAUCAGACACAAACAAACACAUUCAAACUUUAACGUUAAAAAGUGAGAGCAGAAAAAUAUGAACAAAAAAAAAACUAUCAUAAACACAAUAGAAUUCAUUGAAACAAACAUAUAUAGCGCUAUCUACAACAAUAGAUUUAAUUUUUCGGGUCCAAACCACA
Culex pipiens pallens (northern house mosquito) is the source of this 12787-nucleotide messenger RNA. RefSeq names its product slowpoke-binding protein-like. Lineage: Eukaryota; Metazoa; Arthropoda; Insecta; Diptera; Culicidae. The record is from RefSeq and is a predicted model, not a curated record. The transcript has 12 exons. Bases 378 to 4244 code for a protein of 1288 amino acids.